Penicillium daleae is the source of this 777-nucleotide messenger RNA. RefSeq lists its product as uncharacterized. The record is from RefSeq and is a predicted model, not a curated record. The transcript has 3 exons. The coding region runs from base 1 to 777 and encodes 258 amino acids. NCBI's taxonomy places the organism in Eukaryota, Fungi, Ascomycota, Eurotiomycetes, Eurotiales, Aspergillaceae.
AUGACAGCACUCCCAGGCAAUCUUCUUCCCUACGGUACACAUCAAAGCCGCGGGCAGCGUUUCCAGGAUUGGAUUGAAAACCCAGCAGCUGCGGACUGUAUUGUUAACCCAUGCGCUCUAACAUUCGAUGCACUUUCGGCCUGGGGUAACGUAUGGGAGGAUCUCGAAUAUCCUGAUUCCGAUUCUGACAACGAAGACGAACAUGAAGAAGUUGCCGACGCUGUGGCCGAGUUCGGGUUUGACGACAAUGUAGCUAUGCAGAUCGUCACUCGUGAAGAACCAGCAAUUUCAGCUGGAUCAAAGGAGGUUUGGAAUGACUGGCGGUCAGUCAUUUCAAAGAGCUGCAUUUUUAUCAUGGGAAUGUUCAGAAUUACGGGCCCCCACGUUUCAGAAAUCGCCCAUGUUCUAUACACGAGGAAAUACCCCAUCAACACUCUGAAGUAUAUCAUGGCGAUCGACAUUGGAAACAAAGACACGCGCGACUUGGUCCAAACCCAGAUCUUCUCGGCAGGAAAUGGACUCGACUGGAAGACAUCCGGAAAUCAAACCUUUGCGUUUGGCACUGCAGAAUACGAAGCCAUCCAUCCUCGGAACAAGGAUUUCUUUCACUUGCGAUUCGACAUUGAGAAAAUCCCGAAGAAGCGUCGCAGAGCUGCAAUCGAUGAUGGUGAAGGGGAUGAACGGCCGCGGAAACGACGUCGGGGCCCCGAUAAGGAUUACGACGGUCCUGCAAAACGUACCAGACGAGCUGUUGAGAUCAAAGAGCUAUGGUCGUGA